Messenger RNA from Arabidopsis lyrata subsp. lyrata, 2351 nucleotides. Its product is annotated as receptor like protein 30-like. The record is from RefSeq and is a predicted model, not a curated record. Gene Ontology annotation, molecular function: protein binding. NCBI's taxonomy places the organism in Eukaryota, Viridiplantae, Streptophyta, Magnoliopsida, Brassicales, Brassicaceae.
CUCCAAAAAAAAAAAAAGUACAAGGGUAAUGAUGAUUCCAAAACAACCUUAUUCCUUUCAUGGUACUGUUGUUACAUUGUAUUUCUUCUUCUUGCUUUCUUUCGUUCUACUCACUUUUGCUUCUCCUACACUCCACUUUUGCCGCCAUGACCAGAGAGAUGCUCUUUUGGAGUUCAAACACGAGUUUCCGGUAAAUUACAUGACUUCAUGGAACAAGAGCAGUGAUUGCUGUUCAUGGGAGGGUGUCACGUGCGAUGUUAGAUCUGGCCAGGUGAUUUCACUUUACUUUGAUAGUGUCUCUCUCAACAACACUUUGAAACCAAAUAGUGGCCUUUUCAAACUCCAAUAUCUCCAAAGCCUAACCCUUAGAGAUUGCAAUCUUUAUGGGGAGAUUCCUUUUUCAUUAGGAACCCUUUCUCAUCUCACCUAUCUUGACCUUUCACAAAAUGAAUUAGUUGGUCAAGUUCCAUCUUCAAUUGGCAACUUGACCCAACUAAGUUCCUUGAGCCUUACUAAUAACUACUUAAGUGGAAAAUUUCCUGUUUCAUUUGCCAAUUUAACGGAAUUGUCCACACUUCACCUCACUAAUAAUUACUUUGAAUCCGAGUUCCCAACUGACAUGAGUAGACUCCACAACUUGGAAUAUGUUUUGUUGAGUGGAAACUCAUUUUCCGGGCCUUUUCCUACAUCCUUGUUCACAAUUCCAUCGUUACAAGUGGUUUAUUUGAGGCGAAACCAGUUCAAGGGACCUGUAGAGUUUGGAAAUACAUCUUCAUCGUCUAGGCUUCAUGCUCUGUCCCUUGCUAGUAACAAUUUCGAUGGCCCAAUCCCUGAAUCUAUAUCCAAAUUUCUCAAUCUCAACAUCUUAGAUCUUAGCUAUCUCUCCCACAAUAAGUUGGAAGGCGAAGUACCAGGUUGCUUAUGGAGAUUGCAAUUGUUGAAGCUUCCUUACAACUCCUUUAGCAGUUUUGGAAAAUCACCAGAAGUUUUCGAUAGUACACAGAUGAAUGUGUUGAGUCUUAAAUCGAAUUCAUUCCGAGGACCAUUUCCCCAUUGGAUCUGCAAGCUUAGAUCGUUAGGUCUCUUAGAUUUUUCCAUCAAUAGCUUUAGUGGCUUGAUUCCCCCAUGUUUGAGGAAUAUCACUAAUCUUGAAAUGCUUAAUCUUGAAAACAACAACUUCAGUGGAACUCUAACAGAUAUGUUUGUCAAUGCUACCAAUUUAAAGACACUUGACGUUAGCUGGAAUCAGUUGGAGGGAAAACUUUCAAAAUCCUUGAUAAAUUGCAAAGCUAUGAAAGUUUUGAAUUUGGGAAGCAACAAAUUCAAGGACGAGUUUCCAUCUUGGUUGGGUUCUCUACCAUCGCUAAAUGUCCUCUUCCUUAGAUCAAAUCAAUUCUAUGGGCCGCUAUAUGACCGCCACGUCUCCAUUGGAUUUCAAAAUUUAAAAGUCAUUGAUAUCUCAAAAAAUGACUUCACUGGAACCCUCCCAGCUUUCUAUUUUUCCAGUUGGAGUGCCAUGGCCACAUCACAAUAUGAUAACGUGUACAUGGAAGAUUUCAUGGUGUAUGUUGCUUCCUACAGUAAUUCAAUGGAAAUUGUGCAUAAAGGAGUAGAUACAUCAUUUUCAGUGAUUCGAGAAGACUUCAUGUUCAUUGACUUCUCGGGAAACAAAUUUGGUGGAAAAAUCCCUGAAUCUAUUGGAUCGUUAAGGGCGUUGCGUCUACUCAACUUGUCAAGUAAUGUUUUCACAAGUGACAUACCUCAAUCAUUGGCAAAUCUGAAAAAUCUUGAGGCAUUAGACCUAUCCCGGAAUCAAUUGUCAGGUCAGAUUCCUCCAGAUCUUGGUACGCUCUCCUUUUUAUCAACGAUGAACUUCUCUCACAACAAUCUCGAAGGUCCAAUUCCACAAAGCACACAGUUUCAAAGCCAAAAUUGUUCUUCAUUCAUGGACAACCCCAAACUAUUCGGUCUCGAAGGAAUAUGUGGAAACCAUCUUGCCAAAAAUCCUGCACAACAUGAAUCGGAGGAAUUGUCGGAGUCUGAAGAACAAGUGAUUAAUUGGAUAGCUGCGGCAAUAGCGUACGGACCUGGUGUUUUUUGCGGAUUUGUGAUUGGACAGAUCUUCCUUAAGCAUGAGUGGUUCAUGGAAAAGUUUCGUAAAAACAAGCCCGGAGUUGUCAUCAGAAGUGCUCGUUGAACACCUUCACUUAUCUUUUGUCUAACCAUUGUCAAGCAUAUGUGUUUGUAAUAAUUUUUCACGGUGUAUUCUCAAAAAACUCUUGUAAGUUAUAAUUUUCUAUUUUAUGGUUUUGUAAUAAACCUCUUUGGUGGUAUUUAAUAUAUAUUGAGCA